ACAACUACUUCUUUGAACUCAUAGACAGAAUCAUGAUCCUACCAACUCAAAAAUCAACUUAUAGCAGUAGAGGAGCUGAUUCUUGCUAGGUUCACGAUAUCAUGCGCGAGAUAGCCAUCUCGAAGUCAAAGGAGGAAAAUCUUGUUCUUAGACUCGAAGGGGGUCGUAGGCUACACAAUCAUGACACAGUUCGGCAUCUUUCCAUUACAAACAGCAGCGAGGACUGGGAGACAGAUGUCGGUGAAUUGAAGACAACAGUAGACAUGUCCCGAAUAAGAUCAUUAACAGUGUUUGGGGAGUGGAGGCCAUUUUUCAUUUCUGACAAGAUGAGGUUGUUGCGUGUGCUCGACUUGGAAGACACAAAAGAUGUACGUAAUCACCAUAUUAAGCAAAUAGGGGAGCUUCUUCACCUUAGAUACCUUUCUCUAAGAGGAUGUAUGCGCAUUGCUUACCUGCCUGAUUCUUUGGGUAACCUAAGGCAACUGGAGACACUAGAUGUCAGAGAUACGUUCAUACUCAGGUUGCCAAAGACCAUCACUAAUCUUCGCAAGCUAAAGUAUCUCCGUGCAAUUGUAGACAAAAUCACCUAUGAAGGAAUAGCAGAGGAACUACCAGAGGUCAUGAGGAACAUGCUAUGCAUUUUUACCGCUGCGUUGCUGUUGCUUUGUCUGGCAUGCACAACAAGUUCAAUUGGUAUGCUGGAUGAUGAGAUUAAUACCCGUGAGAUCUGCUCCAUGUUUUGCUGCAGUAUUCUCCCUAGCAUUGCUAUGCGCCUCCAAGGGAAUGGUGUAGUAGCACCAAGAGGGCUGAGGAGACUGACAGCCCUGCACACGCUAGGUGUGGUGGACAUCUCAUGGGAAUCAUCAGUUUUACAGGAUCUCAAGAAGCUCACCUAGCUGCGCAAAUUGGAAGUGACCGGUGUCAACAAGAAAAACAGCAAAAAGUUUUUUUCUGUCCUUGCCGCGCUCAGCCGCCUAGAAUCAUUGUCGCUGCUCUCGAAGGGAAAGCCAGGUCUCUGCGGCUGUCUAGAUGCUCAAGAAAAGUUUUCACCACCUAAGGAUGUCAAGAGCCUGAAGCUGCAAGGCAACCUGGUUGAGUUGCCAAAAUGGAUCAAGCAGCUCAACAAUCUCGUGAAGCUGAAGCUAUCAGAAACAAUGCUAAAGGAUCAUGAUGCUGCUAUACAAGUCCUUGGUAUGCUACCAAACCUGACCAUCCUAUGCCUGUCGCGUGAGUCGUUUCACUCGCUUGAGGGUGAAGAACUCAAUUUCUCGGAGGGAUCUUUCAAAAGCCUGGUGGUUCUCGAGCUCAACUUCAGUGGGAGCAAAUGUGUCAAGUUUGAACAAGGAGCGUUCCUCAAUCUUGAGCUACUGCUGCUUUCAGUUUACUAUGAAGAAGUUGAAACUAAGUUCUCUGGGCUAGAAUUUCUCCAAAGCAUCAAGGAAGUCCAGAUCGAUGGUUAUUGCCCAAAUAGGAAAGGAUUGAAGAAAGACUUGCUGGUCCAGCUUUCUCAGAAUCCAAAGAAACCCUUUCUGAAGACUGGCCGUAAUUUUUAAGCUGACUCUGAUGUUGGGGCUAAUGUUGUCUCCCUUGUGCUGCUUGGUUGUUGUCAAUCUAUCUCUCUCUCUCUCUCUACAUUUAUAUGUUGUAGUCAUUCAAUGAACAACUUAAUUUGCUGUUUUAUCCAAACUUUACUAAAGCUUUCCUUAAUCAUGUGUGGUGCGCGGUCACCAAAUUAAGUGUAUCAGGAAAGAUCUAUAAGUAGUACUGUAGUGAUGCUAGUGCAUAUAUAAUAUAUUCAUUUGUGCUGCUGCCA
This is a messenger RNA of Oryza sativa Japonica Group (Japanese rice), 1813 nucleotides long. RefSeq names its product disease resistance protein Pik-2-like. Lineage: Eukaryota; Viridiplantae; Streptophyta; Magnoliopsida; Poales; Poaceae. Gene Ontology annotation, biological process: defense response to other organism. The record is from RefSeq and is a predicted model, not a curated record.